AUGACUGACGCGGUGGUGGGCGGCAGCUCUGACCGGUGGAUGUGCCCCGGCGACAGGACCAUGUCUCUCCGGGCCAGCAGCGAGAAGGAGCAGCUCCCCACCGGCUGGGCAGCACGGGGCGGCCAGCCCGACCGGCAGCGCAAGAGCGAGGAGCUGACGGACGAGGAGAAGGAGAUCAUCAACCGAGUCAUCGCCCGGGCCGAGAAGAUGGAGGAGAUGGAGCAGGAGCGCAUCGGGCGACUCAUGACCCGGCUGGAGGACAUGCGCCGGAGCGUGCUGGGGGACGGGGUGAACCGCUGCAUCCUCUGCGGGGAGCAGCUGGGGCCGCGGGGAUCCGCCUGCGUUGUCUGCGAGGACUGCAAGAAGAACGUCUGCACCAAGUGCGGGGUGGAGACCACCAACAGCCGGCCCCAUGCCAUCUGGCUCUGCAAGAUCUGCAGUGAGCAGCGGGAGGUGUGGAAGCGCUCCGGUGCCUGGUUCUUCAAGGGUUUGCCCAAGCAAGUGCUACCCCAGCCGAUGCCUGUCAGCAAGAACAAGGGACCCCAAGCCCCGAGUGAGCCCAGCCCGUUGGAGCCACCCACCCAGGACCCAAAACUCCUCUCCCGUGCACCCACCCGAGGCCAGGCAGACGCCAGGCCCCCGGCCGAGCAGGACUCCGAUGGCAGUGAUGCGACGGCGGCUGCCCGGGGGAACUACAUGGCGCCCGGCCGCAAGCCAGCCGAGGGCAGGCUGGGCCCGGGUGGCAGUGAGUACGCCGGCGGGGACGCCCACAGCCGCGACCAUGCUGCUGAGAGUGGGGUCAGCAGGAGCCCUGGUGUGAAGCGGACCAACUCCCUGCAAGCCCCACGGCCACCCCCGCCAGCCGCUGCUGGCCCCACUCCUGCUCCUGCGCUGCCAGCAGCGGGAAGACCGGGUCCCGGGGCGGCUGGCCGGUUCCCGGAGAGACAAGAGACCCCACCACUGGGACCCCCGGAGCCAGCCCGUGCUGCCACCAGGGAGGAGCGAGGAGGGGGCUACACCGUGCCCCCCGCCAGAGAGGAGAGGCCAGCCCGUCAGCCCCCCACCUUCCCACAGCCCCCUGCCGUCCCCCCGGUGCCUGCUGCACCGCUGCGGCAGCCGCCCCAGGAGGAGGAGGAGGAGGAUGCCAACAGCUACGACUCUGAUGAAGGCACUACGCUGGGAGCGCUGGAGUUCAGCCUGCUCUACGACCAGGAGAACAGCUCCCUGCACUGCACCCUCAUCAAGGCCAAAGGUUUAAAACCAAUGGACUCAAACGGUCUGGCAGAUCCCUAUGUCAAACUGCACCUCUUGCCUGGAGCCAGCAAGUCAAAUAAGCUGAGGACGAAGACGCUGCGCAACACCCGUAACCCUGUGUGGAAUGAGACCCUGGUGUACCACGGCAUCACAGAUGAGGACAUGCAAAGGAAAACCCUCAGGAUCUCUGUGUGUGAUGAAGACAAAUUUGGCCACAAUGAGUUUAUUGGAGAAACUAGAGUUUCCUUGAAAAAACUCAAAGCCAAUCAGAAAAAGAACUUCAACAUCUGCUUGGAGAGAGUAAUACCAAUGAAGCGUGCUGGAACGACUGGCUCAUCCCGUGGGAUGGCACUGUAUGAAGAGGAGGUAGAUCGUGGCGGGGAUGUGGAGGAGCGUGGGAAGAUCCUCGUCUCCCUUAUGUACAGCACCCAGCAGGGUGGCCUAAUUGUCGGCAUCGUACGCUGUGUGCAUUUAGCAGCCAUGGACGCCAACGGAUACUCAGACCCUUUUGUUAAACUUUGGCUGAAACCUGACAUGGGAAAAAAGGCCAAGCACAAGACACAGAUUAAGAAGAAGACGUUGAAUCCUGAGUUUAAUGAGGAGUUCUUCUAUGAUAUAAAACACAGCGAUCUGGCCAAGAAGUCACUGGACAUUUCUGUCUGGGAUUACGACAUUGGAAAAUCAAAUGAUUACAUUGGAGGCUGUCAGCUUGGCAUUACGGCUAAGGGGGAGCGCUUGAAACACUGGUAUGAGUGUUUGAAGAACAAGGACAAGAAGAUUGAACGCUGGCACACCCUCCAAAAUGAGAAUCAUGUUGCCAGUGAUUAA
This is a messenger RNA of Haliaeetus leucocephalus (bald eagle), 2082 nucleotides long. RefSeq names its product rabphilin 3A (gene RPH3A). The record is from RefSeq and is a predicted model, not a curated record. Gene Ontology annotation, cellular component: membrane. The transcript has 20 exons. Gene Ontology annotation, molecular function: small GTPase binding. NCBI's taxonomy places the organism in Eukaryota, Metazoa, Chordata, Aves, Accipitriformes, Accipitridae. Gene Ontology annotation, biological process: intracellular protein transport. Bases 1 to 2082 code for a protein of 693 amino acids.